Molecule: messenger RNA, 1750 nt
Organism: Gossypium raimondii (Peruvian cotton)
Lineage: Eukaryota; Viridiplantae; Streptophyta; Magnoliopsida; Malvales; Malvaceae
Product: putative cyclin-A3-1
Exons: 8
Coding region: 168-1337 (389 amino acids)
Biological process (GO): mitotic cell cycle phase transition; regulation of cyclin-dependent protein serine/threonine kinase activity
Cellular component (GO): cytoplasm; cyclin-dependent protein kinase holoenzyme complex; nucleus
Molecular function (GO): cyclin-dependent protein serine/threonine kinase regulator activity
Source: RefSeq, a predicted model, not a curated record
AAAAUCCCAAAUGCCGCUUCUCAUUUUUACUCCUUUUAUUCCCCUCCCUCUCUUUCCCUCACUUCAACCCCAUCUCUCUCUUCUCUUCGUUUCCAAGUCUUCCCCACGUCCUCUUUCUUUCUUUCUCUCUGCAACUGCAACAGGUUGGCUGAAGAGUGAGCGAGGCAAUGGCGGAUCAGGAGAACUGUGUGAGAGUGACAAGGGCCGCGGCCAGGAAGCGAGCUGCCGAGUCGGCGGGAUUGAUCGAAGGGAGAGUCAUGAACAAGAAAAGGGUUGUCUUGGGGGACCUUUCCAACUUGUCCAAUGUCGCUGUCUCUGCGAAUAAAGUUCAGGGGAAGGAAAACAAAAAGAAGCAAGCUAAAGGGAAGCUGAAAUCAAAGACGGAAGUCGCAAAGCCGACUUUGGAGGUGAAAACAGAUGAGGUGUCAGUUGAUAAACCGGUGGAUAUCGAUGCUAAAUCUGUUGACCCACAAAUGUGUGGGUAUUACGUAUCUGAUAUCUAUGAAUAUCUUCGCCAAAUGGAGGCGGAUCCGAAGAGAAGACCUUUACCUGAUUAUAUCGAGAAGGUACAGAAGGAUGUAAGUACAAAUAUGAGAGGGAUUUUGGUGGAUUGGUUGGUGGAAGUUGCAGAUGAAUACAAGCUUGUUUCGGAUACUUUAUAUAUAACAGUUUCCUACAUCGAUAGAUACCUGUCUUUAAAUGCUCUCAACAGGCAAAGGCUUCAGUUGUUGGGUGUAUCUUCAAUGCUGAUUGCGUCAAAGUACGAAGAAAUCAACCCUCCAAAUGUGGAAGAUUUUUGCUAUAUAACAGAUAAUACAUACAGGAAAGAUGAGAUGGUGAAAAUGGAGGCUGAUAUACUCAAGUCCUUGAAGUUUGAAUUGGGCAAUCCUACUGUUAAAACAUUUCUGAGGAGAUUUACCAGGGUUGCACAAGAGGAUUACAAAGAUUCCAGCUUGCAGCUAGAAUGCCUUGGAUGUUACCUUGCAGAGUUGAGUUUGUUGGACUAUGGCUGUGUAAAGUUUUUACCAUCAAUGGUUGCUGCUUCUGUUAUAUUCCUUGCAAGAUUCAUAAUUCAACCUAAGAUGCAUCCUUGGAGCUCUGCUGUGCAAGAGUACUCGGGCUACAAAGCCUCUGAUCUAAAAGAAUGUGUCCUUAUCAUACAUGACUUAUAUUUGAGUAGAAGAGGAGGUGCACUUCAAGCAGUUAGAGAAAAAUACAAGCAGCAUAAGUUCAAAUGUGUGGCAACCAUGCCUGCUUCUCCAGAGAUUCCAGCUUCUUAUUUUGAAGAUGUUCAAGAAGUUGAUGUUUCAUAUGUUGAAGAUGUUCAAAGCUGUUAGAGUUUGACAUAUGCUAUUUCUGAUGUGUAACUUCUAUAGAAGGCCUGAAUGUGGGUGAAAAGAAUAUUUGAACUUAAAAGGGACUGGCACUUGAGCUUGCUAAUUUUUUAUUGGUUGAAGAACUCUCUAUGGGUGUGGCAUCUAUGAUGUAAGCGAUUGUUGGUAGUGAUACUAACUUGGCAAACGUUUUCUCACAUGAGCAGGACUUUAGUAUGUUAAUGAUUCAUAGAAAUCAAUAUUGAAACAUGUUGAUUGACAGAUUGUAAGUAUUUCUUUUGGCUUCUACUGCUUUUGAAAAGUUGAAGAGUCAAUCUCCAAGCUUUGUGGUUAACUGAAUUAUGUGAAACUGUUUUGUUGAUAAAUGGAUGUCAUUCUCUGGAAGCAAUAAAUCUACAUUUACCCUUUCUCUAAAA